AUGGGUGGCAGAAGGAAGGUCUUCUUUCCAUACGCGAAUCUCACUCUACGACGAACGGCACGCAAAUCUUGUUUCCCGAGGUGGCCGUCGGCGAUGAUCUUUCGGCGCGAUCCGUGCGGUUUGGCGUGCGUUUUCCUCAUCUACGGAGCGAUUGGGUACGCCGAGUACGCACUCGUCUUCUGGAUGUUGUUGCCGACGUUUGGUGAAAGUUUCUGGGGAGCUGUGCAUAUUGUCGUGCUGAACACGUUGUUUCUUCUGGUCAUCAUCGCUCACGCGCGCACAAUGUUCACCGAUCCAGGGAUCGUUCCGAUCAGCAAAAACUCAAACACGAAAAAUCGGCGGGCAACGCUUCGGCAAGGCGAGGGCAGCGACUCCGACGACAGUGACAGCGAACGGGAAAUGAUGAUGCUGAGGAGGGACAAUGAUCGAUUAGGUGAAGAGUGGACGGUGUGCACGCGUUGCGAAUCGUUUCGCCCGCCUCGUGCUCAUCAUUGUCGCAUUUGUAAGCGCUGUGUACGGAAAAUGGAUCAUCAUUGUCCAUGGGUGAACAACUGUGUCGGCGAGUUCAAUCAGAAAUUCUUCUUGCAAUUUUUGUUCUACGUCGCCCUCAGCAGCACAUAUUCGUUAUUUAUAAUCAUCAUUUCGUGGGCGAAUCAUAACGAAUUUGGAACAACGGGGUUGAAAGGGCCAAAUGGACCGAAUGUUCAUCAUGCUAAAGUACUUCACACGAUUGUCAUCUCGAUCGAGAGCGCUCUCUUUGGCAUGUUCGUCAUCGCGGUUUCAUGUGAUCAGCUACAAGCGAUAUGGAACGACGAGACGGCUGUGGAAGCGGUGCAAAGGAGGGGCAUGCGGGCGACUCGGCGACAGAAGUCUUCGUGGAGUGCCCUCUCGCAAGUUUGUGGACACGGCGGUCUCCUCACGUGGUUACUGCCUUGCUCAAGUGUUCCCCAUGUGUCCGAAAUAGCGCCGAUCGAGCACAAUGCACAUUUUACCGUU
Molecule: messenger RNA, 996 nt
Organism: Mesorhabditis belari
Lineage: Eukaryota; Metazoa; Nematoda; Chromadorea; Rhabditida; Rhabditidae
Source: the annotation of a GenBank genome assembly